CGGCAGAUGGGGCGGCAACUCCGCAUUGGGGGAUACGUAUUUAAUAUCGAGUUUGCGAGAUGCUUGCUUGAAUUUGUUCUCUUUCCCCUUUCCUCUUUUCUAUCCUACAAUCCAAAGAAAAAGACAAUUAUGACAGUUAUUGAUUCAGACAACCGCCAUGCAAAAAAGACACGUGACCAGCUCGCCUACUUGAAAACAUUGACAGAGAGUUUGGAUUCUUGGGACUUUGUCUCAGAGCAAGACGGCGUCAAGCUGUAUACCAAAGACAUCCCCGACAGUCCUCUACCAAUUGUGCGCGGCGACACCGUACGUGAUGAUUUGGACUGCAGUCCUCAGGAUAUCGUGUCUGCUGCUGUUCUUCCAGGAUGCCGCGCAGUCUGGGAUGAACAGUUCGACACAUCUGAUAUCAAAGAGCUCUAUACGCGAUAUGAAUCCCUCUUUUGGGUCAAAAUGAAAGCGCCCUGGCCAGUAAGCCCACGCGACAUUUCAGGCACCUCCAUUCGUGAUUACAGUGAUGACGUGGUAUUCAUGUCCAUGACCUCUGUUGAGGAUGGCCUUAAUCCGCCCGACCCAGAAUGUGUGCGCGCCAAUCUCGUUGUGUCUGGAUGGAAGUUCUACAAGACGCAAGACAAUAAGAUUGGUAUUACGUACAUUACGCAAAUUGACUUGGGCGGGUAUAUCCCGUACUGGCUGCUCAAAUCGAUUCAAACAAGUAUCCCGCUGUGCGCGGGCAAAUUGGCGGAUUACGUAAAGGAGCGCGGAUUCCCUCCAAACACGCGUGUGUGCACGGGCAAGUUCCUCGGAGAAACGUUGGAAGAAAAAGAGGAUGGAGCGAUCGCGUAUAACGUGCAAGUGGAUGGUGGCGAGAUCGAGUGUUUGGUGUCAGGCAAAAUGUUCCCGACGAUUCAGGUGCAUGUGGAUGGGCAGGCAGGCGAGCCGGAAGUGGUGGUGGAGGAGAAGGAGAACAAGGUGGUCAGGAUCAAGGCCAUCCAGGGCCAAGUUAAGAUCCGGCUCACACGAUGAAAAUAUUUGUGUGUGUGUGUGUGAGUUAGGGGGGUGUUACUCACAAGGACGCGGAUCUGAUGCCGAGAGAUGAAGGGCUUGGAUAUGACAUGUUUGUCUUCACUUACUAGCAGCUGCUAAUGCUUACAAUAAAAAUCGGUUCAAAAUGAAGGCUGGAAACGCU
Zychaea mexicana is the source of this 1186-nucleotide messenger RNA. RefSeq lists its product as uncharacterized. Bases 7 to 1023 code for a protein of 338 amino acids. NCBI's taxonomy places the organism in Eukaryota, Fungi, Mucoromycota, Mucoromycetes, Mucorales, Lichtheimiaceae. Gene Ontology annotation, molecular function: lipid binding. The transcript is spliced from 3 exons. The record is from RefSeq and is a predicted model, not a curated record.